GUGAAAGUGAUGGUGAGGAUUUGCCCCUCCCAAGGAGCGCAUGAAACCUCCGAAUCCAUGUCCUUCCUCAAGGUUGACCCCCGAAAAAAGCAGAUCACGUUUUACGACCCGGCGGCAAGCGGCCCGGCCAGCGCCGGCCACAGGAGAGGCGUUGUUGCCGUCCCAAAGAUGUUCGCCUUCGAUGCGGUGUUCCCCCAGGACGCCUCGCAGGCUGAGGUGUGCUCCGGCACCGUGGCAGAAGUGAUCCAGUCUGUUGUGAACGGUGCAGAUGGCUGCAUAUUUUGCUUUGGUCACGUCAAGCUUGGAAAAUCCUUUACCAUGAUCGGCAAAGAUAACUCCACGCAGAGCCUCGGCGUCAUCCCCUGCGCCAUCUCUUGGCUCUUCAAAUUGAUCAAUGAGCGCAAGGAGAAGACGGGGACUCGCUUCUCCAUCCGGGUCUCGGCCGUGGAGAUCAGCGGCAAGGAGGAAAACCUGAAGGAUUUGUUGGCCGAAGUGGCCACCGGCAGCCUCCAGGACGGGCAAUCCCCCGGGGUUUACCUCAGAGAGGAUCCGAUAUGUGGAACCCAGCUUCAGAACCAAAGUGAGCUGCGGGCCCCCACGGCGGAGAAAGCCGCCUUCUUCCUGGACGCUGCCAUCGCCGCCAGGAGCACCAGCAAACCCGAGUGCGAGGAGGAGGAGAGGAGGAACUCCCACAUGCUCUUCACCCUCCACAUAUACCAGUACCGCAUGGAGAAGAGCGGCAAGGGAGGAAUGUCUGGGGGACGCAGCCGUUUGCAUCUGAUCGACCUGGGGAGCUGCGAGAAGGUGCUGAGCAAGAGCCGCGACGGAGGGGGCUCGCUGUGCCUGUCUCUCUCUGCCCUGGGCAAUGUGAUCUUGGCCUUAAUUAACGGUGCCAAGCACGUGCCAUACAAGGACAACAAGCUGACGAUGUUGCUGAGGGAGUCUCUCGGGAACAUCAACUGCAGGACCACGAUGAUCGCGCACAUUUCGGACUCCCCGGCCAAUUACGCAGAGACCCUCACCACCGUGCAGCUCGCGUCGCGGAUCCACCGCAUGAGGAAGAAGAAAUCCAAGUACGCAUCCAGCUCGUCGGGAGGAGAGAGCUCCUGUGAGGAAGGACACGUCCGAAGACCGCCCCAUUUGCGACCCUUCCACCCCCGAACUGUUGCCCUGGACCCCGACCUCCCCGUCCUGAGCAUCUCCAGUGACCCCGACUACUCCUCCAGCAGCGAGCAGUCCUGCGACACCGUCAUCUACGUGGGUCCCAACGGCGCGGCUUUGUCCGACAGGGAGUUGACGGACAACGAAGGUCCUCCCGAGUUCGUCCCCAUCAUCCCGUCCCUGAACAAGAAGAGAAGUAAGGACAGUUCUGCCCUGGGUCGGAGUUCUGACAAGGACCAUUUUAAAUGCAACACUUUUGCUGAGCUGCAGGAGAGGUUGGAGUGCAUCGAUGGCAGCGAGGAACCCAUCAGGUUUGCUUGUGGAGAAACCUCGGUUGUGUCCGGUUGUAGUCUGGUCCCUGGAGGAACAGAAAACGCACAGUCUAAGUUGAUAAAGGAAAAAAUAUCUUCUCCUUCUGGAGGAUUUAAGAAACCAGUUCCACAGGAAGCUGCAUCUCCCAGAAAGGGACACAACCUUCCUUUCCAGGCCGUCGCACCGCGGGGCGGCAAUGGCGGUUGUCAUGAGAAGAGCCCAUCCCACUUGAAAACGGAGAUUUCCAAGCCGCAGAGCAGAGCUGACAGCAAAAUGACAGACCCGGUACUGGAGGGGGAGAGAGAGGCAGUCCCGGAUUCCCCACUGUCCUCACGGGGUGGCCCUUCGAGGAACCUGGAGCAGGGCACGGCCACAGCUGAAUGUGUCGUAAAGGAGAAGUCCUUGUACACAAAGAGGCCCCUGCCAAGCCCUGCGCCUCCGCCUCCACAACACGCACCCAGCUGCAAAGCUGAGAGCUCGGAGCUGGACAACAGCAGCGCGGUUCGGACUCCUCCUGUGGGGAUGAGCAAGCAGAUGGGGAGCAAACCUGAGCACAGCCCCGUCGGGAGCACGUUCCUGGUUGGCAGCAACACCCAAAAUCAGUCGGGUGCCAUAGAGGUGCACAGCUUCAGGUCGGCGUUCAGGGGGAAGUGCUUUGACCGGGAUAUACUCACCACCACGGUGACUUUGCAGCAGCCUGUCGAGCUGAACGGGGAGGAUGAGCUGGUUUUUACUGUGGUGGAGGAGCUUUCCAUCAGCGGGAUCAUGGAUAACGGGAGACCUUCCAGUAUCAUCAGCUUCAACAGCGACUGCUCCCUCCAGGCCCUUGCGUCGGGUUCGAGGCCGGUCAGUAUUAUCAGCAGCAUCAACGAUGAGUUUGAUGCUUACACCUCACAGGAGACUGCUGCCGGUGUCAACAUUGACAUCGUCGUGCCCUUUGCUAAGGAUCCCUUCGCCAGCAGCCGCCGUUCCUCCAUCAGCUCGUGGCUGAGCGAAGUCAGCAUCUGUACGAUCGAGAGCGACGGAGCCCAGUCCAGCGACAGUUUUGUCGCGCAGUCGUCCUACAGCUGUAGCAAGUCCGAGGAGCCCUUCAACCUGGACUGCUCGCAUUUAUCCGUCCCCCUGAAAAGCGCUCUGAACGACAGCGGCUUUUGCUUCUCCGAGCUGGAGACGGAGAGCUUGAGUUCCAGCAUCAGCAAAAGCCCUCAGACCUCUGAAACUACCAAAGCAUCUCAGAUCAAAAGUGCUUUUUGCGUCACUGAUCAGCCCGUAAAGAUAAAAUUCAGCCAUUCUCGCGAUAUGCCCGUGAUAGAAACAAUACACUCUAGUCUUCCUAGGAAAACAAAAACUACCUCGUCUCCAAUCCACAAUAAUACCGUCCUUGGCUAUAAAGAGCUGCAGAAUCCCCAUGGCAUGUUUGAAGACCCCUGGCUGUUGCGCACCGAUUACCAGUCGGAAGCCAAACCUGCGGACUCGCUGCUGUCUCCAAAAUCUCACGCGUUUGGGACGGAGAAGCAGCCAGGAAAAGCUCCCCAGUAUUUUGACGCGGCGCCCGGGCCGACCAAGUCGCAGACGAUGCUGGCCUGUUCGCAGAGGGUCGUGGACGGCUGCGAAAUGGCCUGCAAAUCCUCCGGCGCCGCCACCAAGAAGUCGGAAGCUGCGAUGAAGAUGCCGCAGCUGAAGAGAGGAGCCACCACGCUGGGGGUGAUGCCAGUGUCGCACGCCAACAGCACUUUGUCAGACGCCGUGACCCGAGGGAAUUCGGACGCUGCCUUGGCCACUGGCAGCUUGAAAUCAUCACUUGGGAAGAAGAGCGCGCCACAGAAGUCGGCCAUGCUGCCCAGGCCGGGUGGGCCGACUCCUCCAACGCCUCCUGUGCGCAAAUCGAGCCUGGAGCAGAAACCUGUUGGUCUGGGUAGUGGUGGGGGAAAAGCCUCCGGCCUGGACUUUGCCAGAGCUGCCACGCCGAAGGCUGAGGACGAAGCCGAUCUGCGGUUGAAAGCUGGGUCUUACUUCAGCGAAAGCGCCAGCAGCAAGAUGAACCUGAAGGGCGACCACUCCUUGCCCAAGAUGACGUCCAGCUUGAAGGCGAAGGCGUCGAAGAGCGAAGCCGUGCACCGUUACGGCAGCCACAUGUCCCUGGAGAGGUGCGACAGCCUGACGUCGGUCGGGUCCAAAGCGAGCGUGGCGAGGGAGAAUGGGAGCAACAGCCGGGCAGGGCGCUCUGUCCCCAGGCUGGGGGUCCCCCCUGUUGCCUCCAGUGUGGGUUUACCACCCUCCUUCACCGCCCCUGUGCCUGGUAAAAGCAGCCAGGCCAAACCCAUGGCGAACCAGAAGGUGCAAGCAAAUGGGAAUAAAACCCGAGGCCUCUCCGCCAGCGGAUCCAAGUCCCUCAGCUCCUCUGUGAAGUCCCUGGCGCAGCCCGUGGGGAAGGGCUCUGGCGUGGCCCCCGGAGGGAAGGUGGCUCCCCGCUCCGUGCAGCCCGUCAGCGGCAAACCCGGCCGAGGGACCAUCAUGGGGACCAAGCAGAGCAUGAUUCGGGACAGCGAGGCCACCGGCAGCGCCUCCUCGGCGCACGACUCCAUGAGCGAGAGCGGGAUGUCGUCACCGGGCAGGAUGAGGAGCCUCAAGUCCCCCAAGAAACGAUCGACAGGUCUCCAACGCCGCAGACUGAUCCCUGCACCACUGCCCGAUGCCGCCUCCCUGGGGAGAAAACCCAGCGUCACUGGGCAGUGGGUUGAUCUGCCACCUCUGCCGGGCACCUUAAAAGAGCCCUUUGAAAUCAAAGUUUAUGAGAUUGACGACGUGGAACGAUUGCAGCGGCACAGACAAGAGGAGACCGAGCCUUUCCAGGAUGUUGAGAAGGGGCUGAUGUAUUUCCACACCAAGCUGAAGAUCCUGGAGAGGCGGCAGCAGCGCAUCAGGGAGGUCAAGGCAAAGCACGAGGUUCUGAAGGAAGAGUUGGAGGAGACGAAGUGCAGGUUGAUGAUGGACCCUAAUAAGUGGAAGGAAGACU
Mesitornis unicolor (brown roatelo) is the source of this 4489-nucleotide messenger RNA. It is a transcript of the gene KIF26A, whose product is annotated as kinesin family member 26A. Gene Ontology annotation, molecular function: ATP binding; microtubule binding; microtubule motor activity. Lineage: Eukaryota; Metazoa; Chordata; Aves; Mesitornithiformes; Mesitornithidae. The annotation marks the transcript as partial. The record is from RefSeq and is a predicted model, not a curated record. Gene Ontology annotation, biological process: microtubule-based movement. The transcript has 11 exons.